Messenger RNA from Juglans regia (Persian walnut), 1246 nucleotides. RefSeq names its product RHOMBOID-like protein 3. The coding region runs from base 38 to 1039 and encodes 333 amino acids. Gene Ontology annotation, cellular component: membrane. The transcript is spliced from 6 exons. Gene Ontology annotation, molecular function: serine-type endopeptidase activity. NCBI's taxonomy places the organism in Eukaryota, Viridiplantae, Streptophyta, Magnoliopsida, Fagales, Juglandaceae. The record is from RefSeq and is a predicted model, not a curated record. Gene Ontology annotation, biological process: proteolysis.
GAAAAGAGAGAGAGAGAGAGAGAGAGAGAGAGAGAGAAUGCGUGGUGAAGAUCUUGAAAACAGAGGAGGAGGACGAACUGAGGAAGUGAAAAGCAGAGUAAACGGCAGUGGCUACUCGGCCUCUUCUUCUUCCUUUCUGAUAGAUGACUCGGAGACCCAAUGGACCUCUUGGCUGAUCCCCAUGUUCGUGGUGGCGAACGUGGCCAUGUUCCUUGUGGUCAUGUACAUAAACAAUUGUCCCAAGCACAAUCUUGGCUUACAGGGGAAGUGUGUGGCAAGGUUUCUUGGGCACUUCUCGUUCCAGCCUAUCAAGGAGAAUCCGUUAUUUGGACCUUCUUCUGCAACAUUGGAGAAGUUGGGGGCACUUAAGUGGACUAGGGUCGUCCAGAAACAUCAAGGAUGGAGACUUGUCACCUGCAUCUGGUUGCAUGCUGGUGUUAUUCAUCUGGUUGCAAACAUGUUGAGCCUGGUGUUCAUUGGUAUACGCCUAGAACAACAAUUUGGGUUUGUUCGGAUCGGAAUAGUUUACAUGUUAUCAGGUUUUGGUGGGAGCAUACUUUCUUCUCUAUUCAUUAGAAACAACAUCUCUGUUGGUGCCUCUGGGGCUCUGUUUGGGCUUCUUGGAGCGAUGCUCUCCGAACUUAUUACAAACUGGACUAUUUAUAGCAACAAGGCUGCAGCGUUGAUCACACUUCUGGUCAUCAUUGUCAUCAACCUUGGUAUUGGGAUAUUGCCACAUGUUGAUAAUUACGCGCACAUUGGCGGAUUUCUGGCAGGUUUCCUCCUUGGCUUUGUAUUGCUUCCUCGUCCUCAGUUCGGGUGGUUAGAGCAGCGGAAUCUUCCUGCUGACAUUCAUGUCAAAUCCAAAUACAAGGCUUACCAAUAUGUAUUGUGGCUUAUUUCCCUUGCUCUACUGAUUGUUGGGUUUGUAGUUGCAUUGGUGAUGCUUUUCCGGGGUGAGAAUGGGAAUGAUCAUUGCCACUGGUGUCACUAUGUGUCCUGUGUUCCGACCUCCAGAUGGAAUUGUGGAGAAAAUUAAGCUUCUUAGGAUGGCCUUCCCCCCUCCUAUGGGGCCUUUCUUCCUCUUAUGUAAAGUAAAUGCAUAGCUGUUUUAGAAAUUGAUCUUUCCUCUUAUGUCUACUUCAUAGCACCUUUGGGCAUUAAAGAGUGUAAUAUAUAUGCUUCUACUCAUAACAUUUGUAUUGUGCCAUGGUUUAUGGAAUCGUUAUAGUUUAUGGAAUCGUUA